Molecule: messenger RNA, 1639 nt
Organism: Pistacia vera
Lineage: Eukaryota; Viridiplantae; Streptophyta; Magnoliopsida; Sapindales; Anacardiaceae
Exons: 2
Coding region: 23-1525 (500 amino acids)
Source: RefSeq, a predicted model, not a curated record
GCAAGGAAAUCAAGAAGCUCUCAUGGCUAUGGCUACUUCAUCUUGUUGCUAUCCUGAUAUAUUUGAAUGGGUUCAAAAUCUUCCACCAAUCUCUCAAUGGAAAGCCAAUUCCAUGUCAAUAUGCAUAUGUUCCACAGCUUCACUUCAGCCAUCUCUCAAUCUUUCUGUAGCCAAAAACCUUCAAUCCCCAGCUGUUUCCUUCUCUAUAACUGCAGACUAUAAUGUCUCCAUAUCUCUUUGGACUUCGAAACCAUUCAAAAUCAGCUCGAAAUCUUCUAGUUUAUUAGACGAAAAUACAAUUGCCAAUCUUUUGAUCAACUUCAUAGAAGAAGUUCUUAAAUAUGCCCCAAACAAGUUAUGUAACUCCUUGCUCAAGCUUCCAAAACUAGACUCCAUCUCCAACUUUAAAGACAUUUUCAAUUUCGCCUUCAUCACUCUUUCGCUUCUCGUAUGCAUCUAUGAAGCUCCUGCCGAUCUCCGCUCAGGAUGUUUAAUUUCUCUCAAGAAUCAACUGACGGGUUGCCAAUCAAGAGCAGCAUCCAGGCAGCUCAUGAAGCACUUGGGAUCUAACUUGGAAGAGCAGUGGAUGAGGUCUAUAAACCUUGCGAUUACUAAUUGGAUUAUGGAGCUUCAAGCUGCCAACCGCACUCUUAAAACACCAUCCCCACUUUUUUCUUAUGGAUUAUCCCAAUUUGGGUUGUGGAAAGUUCAUCUCUAUUGUCCUGUCAUCGCCAUGGACAUCGAAAGCUCCAGCAGCCCUUUAACCGAUGAGCGACUUCUCUUCUCCCUGAACUACCACCAACUUGAAGGUGUCAUUCAGUUUAACUACAAAGUCACCAUUCAAGACAGAUGGGUGAACUUGAUGAUCAACACAGACAACAUAAGGUGUGAUAUUAUUCAACUGGUUAAUAACAAUCUGAUGAACGAAAGAGGAAUUGGAGUUGAUGAAAAGCAUUUCCCUUCAAGGAUAUCAUUACAGAUAACUCCAACUCUUCAAACCAGCAUAAUCAGUGUUUCAGUCAGCAAAUCUUCAGAUAAUCCCGCAAGGGAGAUUGAGUUAGAGAAAACCAUUGAAGGUUCAUUUGAUCCACCCAACUCUUUCUUGGGGCUCAAGGUAUCUGCAGGAGAGACCACGACAAUGAGUUUGAAGCCAUGGAAAUUUGAACAAUCUGUGCAUGGCUAUAGUGCAAUUCUCAACUGGUUUCUUCAUGACAGCAUUGAUGGAAAAGAGGUAAUCUCCUCCAAGCCAUCGAAAUUCGCUUUACUCAACCCCAAGGCCUGGUUCAAAGACAGGUACACCAGCGCUUACCGGCCGUUCACCAGGCAAGGCGGCGUAGUCUUUGCCGGAGAUGAAUAUGGAGAAAGAGUGUCAUGGAAGAUUGACAAAAAUGCUAUAGGAAGAACAAUGGAGUGGGAGAUUAGAGGGUGGAUUUGGUUAACUUAUUUGCCUAACAAGCAUAGAACAUUUUAUAACGAGACUAGGAGGCUGGAAUUCAGGGAAAUUCUGCCCCUUAAAAUUGCUUAGCUUAUCAAAUCUAGCCAUACUGUAUAUUUUCAGAAACUAUGUUGUGUGGAAGCAAAGCAGCAUAUUACUACUUUGACACGCGUCAAUACUGUAUAUAAGAAUCAUAUCCGAUUA